Rhododendron vialii is the source of this 3383-nucleotide messenger RNA. RefSeq names its product transcription repressor MYB5-like. Lineage: Eukaryota; Viridiplantae; Streptophyta; Magnoliopsida; Ericales; Ericaceae. The record is from RefSeq and is a predicted model, not a curated record. The coding region runs from base 2143 to 3195 and encodes 350 amino acids. The transcript has 2 exons.
UUGUUUUUUGUUUUUUUGAAAUUGAAAUGCUUAUUGUAAGUUAUGGGUUGUUUAGGAUUGAGCUAAUUAGCUAAUUAUAUACAGAAGGUCUCUCGAGGCAAUCGUGAAAAGCCUCUGUUUGGUUCAACGAAUCUGUAAAGUAUAGUUAUUGAUACGGCUACUUAAUAUUCCAUCCGUCCCAAUUUGUUUGUCCAAUUGUCGAAAUACGUGUCUUUUAAAAAUAUACUUAUAUCUUACAUUUUAUGAUUUUGAAGAUUUUGUAUAAUAAAACUAAUUAAAAUCUAUCAAACAAGAUCCAUAUUGCAUAUUAAAAACAUUACGAAUUGAAAAUUAUAACCAAUUCUUUGAGAGGUCAAAUGCUCUCAAAAAGUCAAAAGAGGGACAAACAAAUCGGGACGGAGGGAGUACCACAUGUCCAUAGAGAGUUAUUGGGCAGAAUUCAUUUUGGGGUCUCUUGUAUAGAUGUCAGGAAGGUAGCUCAUGAGGGUGCAUGUCUCCCUUUUGGCUACGUAUUGAUCAGCCCCGUGUACACAUUAUUGUCCUUUCGUUUUUCCAGAACUCAUAUACAGAAAUUAUGGCUCCGUUUGUUUCGACGUAAAACAUUUACGAUAGUAAAAUAUUUUUCAUGUGAAACGUUUUUACAAAAGUUAUUUUUUUCAAAUUUAGUUUUUAUUGUUUGGUUUGGCAUUUGAGAAAUUAUAAAAGGCCACAAAAUAGAAAUAGAAAAUGUACAAAUCAAUAUGAGUGAAACCACUUUUCAGAAAACAACAAAACGUUUUUACAAAAGUUAUUGGAUCGUGCAUUCGACGGUUCAAAUCUCAUCUCGACAAUGAAUGGCUCUCAAUCGUUGAUUGCAUUCGAGCCAUCGGAUGCACAACCCAAUGGCCCGGAGGUGUGCAGCACGUACGGCACCAACCCCAAUUCCACAAAUUUAAAGGUUACUCCAACAUUUUAGGUUGGAACCAAAAAAAAAAAAACCUAACAAUGCUUUUGAGAAUUUGUUUCUGCCAAACACAAGAAGAAAAGAAUAUAUACCAAAAACGAAAUUUUAAAUCAAUAAAGUAGACAAAGUAAGAAACAAAAGUUUCGUCGAAGCAAAUCCAGAAUUCCAGGUUACCAUUCUACAAUUGAAGCUUUUCAGUGGACCCGGAGAUCGAUGCUGUCGAGCCGGCCGUUCAUCUCGGCAAGAAUUGUUUGGAUCAAAUCUGAGCGCAUACAAAUGUAAACCAUUCAUUACUCGGUUAGGAUACGAACCGUUGAUUGCCGAGAUUAACGAUCGGAUCAAUCGUUCGGCACCGCUCUACUGGGAGGAGCAUCUUCCAUUUGUCUUUUAAGUAUACAUUGAAAAAAACAAAAAACGAAAAAAAAAAACACAUAACCGCGACAUCAUUUUUUAACGAUGGCAACGUAGUGGGGCACGUGAGUCACAUGUCUACCCACCUUACUAUUGGCUUUUAUAAAUCUACCUGGGUGAAUUGUUUUUUCAUUAUUACAAAAUCACACAAUGAAAUAAUAUUGACAAAUACUCCUAGUAUGUACUGUAAUUAAAUUGAGUGUUAAUUGUAACAAUAAACUAAAACAGUCAUUUCACGAGAUACUUACCGAUCGAUAAUUGAUUUAAAUUAAGUACUAAUUUCUUACGUACGUACAUAUUGAGAUUUAAUUUUGAUCGAUCGACAAAUUAAUUAAAUGCUUGAAUCUAUCGAUUACCAACUAAAAUAUCAAGAUCUAUAAAAUGAACAAAAAAUUAAAUUCGAAGCAGGAGUAGUCAAUGCAAGUCCCGUGCAAAGUGAACAGUACACACCCAACUUUUACGGCGGGUGAACAAAAUUGCUCACAACACAACGCACGCGGCAGCGGGAGAAGAAGCUAGCCAUGCCAGGUUUCCAUAACGAGGAUGGUGAUUCACGCGCCAAGAGAGCAGUUGAGACAAUGAAAUUCGAUCCCUCCACAUCUCUUGCAUAAAGGGCUUGUCCACCUGUGUGGAGCAGUACUACUUUACGAACAAGGAAAACAUAAGAAUAAACACAUGGAUCGAAAUCUCAUCAUCUAAAAAUCCCUAUCUCAUCAACAUCACACAGAGAGAGAGAGAGAGAGAGAGAGAGAGAGAGAAACACAACUUCCAGAGAGAGAGAGGGAGAGAUGAGGCACCCGUCAAGAUCAUCUUCAUCAACAACGGCAGCAGCAGGAGGAGGAGGAGGAGGAGGAGGAGGGGGUGGUGGUAAAACGAAUACAACGACGCCGUGCUGCAGCAAGGUGGGGCUGAAGAGGGGGCCCUGGACGCCGGAGGAGGACGAGUUGCUGGCGAAUUACAUAAACAAGGAAGGGGAAGGGCGGUGGCGGACGAUGCCGAAGCGGGCAGGGCUGCUCCGGUGCGGGAAGAGUUGUCGGCUGCGGUGGAUGAAUUACCUGCGCCCCAACGUCAAGCGCGGCCAGAUCGCCCCCGACGAGGAGGAUCUUAUUCUCCGCCUCCACCGCCUCCUUGGCAACCGGUGGUCAUUGAUAGCGGGAAGAAUUCCGGGACGAACUGAUAACGAGAUAAAGAACUACUGGAACACUCACCUCAGCAAGAAGCUCAUCAGCCAAGGGAUCGAUCCAAGAACACACAAGCCACUUAACCCUAAUUCUCCCGCAGAAGACGACAACAAAAACAAGCUCUCUUCCUCAAAAUUCAAUCAGAAUCUGAUGCCAUACGCUGACCAGAAUAUCGUUACUCCUUCCUUGGAAUUAGAACCUGUCGUUAGCAGUAACCGAAUUCCUGUGAUGAACAAGGGAAAUGGGUAUUAUUACCAAGGCGCAAAUCAGAUGUUGUCAAACCCUAACCCUAAUUUGCAGAAUCCUGAUUUUUCUGGAUUAGGGUUGGUCAGAAGCAGCAAUAAUGGGGUUGGAAAUGAGGAAGACGACGAGGUUAACUAUAGCACCGACGAUGUGUUCUCUUCGUUCUUGAAUUCUCUGAUCAAUGAAGAUGGAUUCAAUAGUAUUCAACAUCAAGCAGUGCAACAACAACAACAACAGCUUAAUGGGAUUGUACCUUGUGGUAGUUCUGACCCUUUGAUCAUCUCGAGUACUCCCACUCCUCAGAAUUUCGCCUUUGGUGCCGGUUGGGAUAUUGCUCCGAUCAUGUCAUCGGAAUCUGCUUUGCGUCACAAUGAACAGCUCAAGAGGUUUCAUGAUCAUGUUGACAAGAAGUUCUGAAAGUGAAAUCUGCAAUUACAAAUAUAGUUUAUGAGAAUUUUGGGUCUAGGGUUUGUAUCUCCAUUUUGUGUGUGGAUUUCAAGGUUGUCUAGUGUUCCAAUUUGAUUGUUGUAGUAUGUGUGGUUAAUUAAUCCUACGUUGUGGGUAUUUGUAAACAAAAAACCUCGUAUUAAGAUGGUGCUUUAUGU